Molecule: messenger RNA, 270 nt
Organism: Lottia gigantea (owl limpet)
Lineage: Eukaryota; Metazoa; Mollusca; Gastropoda; Lottiidae
Exons: 1
Source: RefSeq, a predicted model, not a curated record
CUCUAUAUAUGUAUCUAUUACAGGGCCUGUAUAAAGCUAUUAGAAUGUCUAAUAUAUACUCUAUAUAUAUAUAUCUAUUACAGGGCCUGUAUAAAGCUAUUAGAAUGUCUAAGAUAUACUCUAUAUAUAUAUAUCUAUUACAGGGCCUGUAUAAAGCUAUUAGAAUGUCUAAGAUAUACUCUAUAUAUGUAUCUAUUACAGGGCCUGUAUAAAGCUAUUAGAAUGUCUAAGAUAUACUCUAUAUAUAUAUCUAUUACAGGGCCUGUAUAA